Molecule: messenger RNA, 1931 nt
Organism: Clarias gariepinus (North African catfish)
Lineage: Eukaryota; Metazoa; Chordata; Actinopteri; Siluriformes; Clariidae
Gene: ube2d2
Product: ubiquitin-conjugating enzyme E2D 2 (UBC4/5 homolog, yeast)
Exons: 7
Coding region: 268-711 (147 amino acids)
Biological process (GO): ubiquitin-dependent protein catabolic process; protein K48-linked ubiquitination
Cellular component (GO): nucleus
Molecular function (GO): ubiquitin conjugating enzyme activity
Source: RefSeq, a predicted model, not a curated record
CGCGGCGGCCGCUGCAAGAGGAAGGAGCGCUUUAGCCUCUCUCUCGCUCUCUCACUCACUCUGAGUGUUGCUUUAAUACCUUUCAGUUUCGUCUUUGAAAAAAAAAAAAAAAAGGGAGAGAAACCCUUCAUCGAGGUCAGUUCCGAGUACAUUUGGUAGAAGGCUUCAGCUUUACCCGGUGCUGGUCGGCGCUCAGAAUCGAAAGGAGAGUUGGUAGAAAUAUUGUGAAGAACUGCGCUUUUCACUGACAGCAGCAGCAGCACAACAAUGGCACUGAAGAGAAUUCAUAAGGAGUUGCACGAUUUGGGCCGUGACCCUCCUGCCCAGUGCUCAGCAGGACCAGUAGGGGAUGACAUGUUUCACUGGCAGGCAACAAUAAUGGGACCAAACGACAGUCCUUAUCAGGGUGGCGUGUUCUUCUUGACCAUUCACUUCCCCACAGAUUACCCCUUCAAACCACCAAAGGUUGCGUUCACCACAAGAAUUUACCACCCAAACAUCAACAGCAAUGGCAGCAUCUGUCUGGAUAUUCUACGGUCUCAGUGGUCUCCUGCACUUACCAUCUCCAAAGUCCUGUUGUCUAUCUGCUCUCUGCUGUGUGACCCCAAUCCGGAUGACCCCUUAGUACCUGAGAUUGCCCGCAUCUACAAGACUGACAGGGAAAAGUACAACAGAAUAGCUCGGGAAUGGACACAAAAGUAUGCAAUGUAGUUUUGGAGUUCUAAUCAUGGCGGAAAAUGAAAAAAAAAAAUUACACCUCUCCGUCUUAAGGUUAGGGGAGAUUUGAAAGUUUAAGAGAUAAAAAAAAAAAAGAUUAAGAAAAAAAAAAACAGAUCUUGUUGGUUUCCAUUGGAGUGCUUUCUUUAAGCCCCACUUCCCCUCACCAGAGCACCCCCACCCCACCCCUCCUCUUACUCCUACUCCCCCCCCCCACCUCCCCCAUAGCCAUGGUGUACAUACUUUCAGACUUUGAGUCCAACUCCAGCUUAUUUGUCCUCAACUAUCCCACCAUCGUCAUCUUCCUGAACACCCUGCGCUCGGCGUCUCUGCUUUAGCGUCUUCGUUGCUGUGGUGACUUGCCUGCUGCUUAGGGUCAGCCAGAUUUUUUUUUUUUUUUUUUUUUUUGCAGUUCAAAGUGUCCACAGCUUGAGAAAAAAAGAAAGGAAAAAAAAAAGAAAAAAAAUUAAGCAUUCCUUGUUUUUAAACACCAGGGAGGGAGAACCAUUCUCCCUCUCAUUUUGUGAUGUAGUAAAGAUUUUUUUUUUUCUUUCCUCUCCACCCCCACUUAUUUCCAUUUCCUGGGGUUCAAACUAUAUACCGGAUCAGGAAAAAGGGUUCUCUUCUUUUUGUUUGUUCGUUUUUGUGUUUUCCAUUUGGCACAGGAGGGAGGGGUAUAUGCUGGCUAUCUUUUUGUAUAAAAUCUAUAAGGAGUUCUUUUAAAAUCAUAGCAGGUUAUUAAUGGAACAAUGUCAGAUUUUUUGGGUCCUCGUUGUGAAUCAUUCUAAAGGACUUGAAUACUAUGAAUAUAUUUUUUUUCUUCUUUUUUCCUCUCCAUUUGCCAUAACCAAGACUGUCUCUACCCUGUUCCCUUAGCCACGAGCAACUUCACAUGCAUUCACAUUUCUGGUGAAUUUUGGACCGGUUUAUUUAAAAACAGACUUGGAUAUGCGCGUGUUUAGGAUUUUUUUUUUCUUCUUCUUCUUCCCCCUACCUCCCACUUGUAACUCUUAGUUCCAUUUUUAGCUGCAUUAUUUUCCCCCCUAGCUCUUGAUGAAUUAGAUGCUAACAUGGCUGAGACAGACUCAAUUGGGUCCCCGGGUGAGAGGACACAAACUCCUCACAGACAAACUUCUGUAUAUUUAAUUUCCUGACAGGCUCUUUGAGCUUUGUGUUGAUUAAAACUGUGUAAUAAAAUGAUUACUAAAGUCUGA